AUGUCCAUCACUACAAUCAACGACCAGCUUUGGUUUAGUGAGACUGAGGCUAUGUGGCCAGGUCAAAAAUUUGCUCUUCAAGUGGAAAAAGUUUUGUUUCAAGGCAAAUCGGAUUUCCAAGACGUUUUAGUCUUCAAAUCGACCACAUAUGGCAACGUGCUAGUGCUUGAUGGUGUGAUUCAGCUCACAGAGCGCGACGAGUUUGCGUACCAGGAAAUGAUCACUCAUCUUCCCAUGUUUGCACACAAACAACCCAAGCGCGUCCUUAUUGUAGGUGGUGGCGAUGGUGGUGUACUACGUGAAGUCAUCAAACACGAUUGCGUGGAAGAGAUUAUUAUGUGUGAAAUCGACUCCAUGGUCUGCGACGUCUCGAAGAAAUUUUUUACGGAAACGGUGGCCACAGCUUUUAAUGAUCCGCGCGUGACUCUUUUGCAUGCUGACGCUGCUCUUUAUCUUCACGAAAAUACUACCAACAAGUUCGAUGUUGUCAUUGUCGACUCGUCGGAUCCGGUAGGACCCGCUGAGGUCCUUUACAAAGCCGAAUUUUACCAAAGCAUGAAGAAUGCGCUAUCACCUGAUGGUGUCAUCUGUACUCAGGGUGAGUGCCUUUGGCUGCACCUUGACCUCAUUGUAGACGUCAUGCAACGUUGUCAGAGUCUCUUUUCUACCGUCAACUAUGCGUACUCGACAAUACCAACCUAUCCCUCGGGUCAAAUUGGGUUCAUUAUGUGUUCGUCCGGUCAAAGCGUGGACAAACCCAAGCGGACGCCUGACGCUAAGAUGAGUAAGACAUUACGCUACUAUAGUGCCAAAAUCCAUGAGGCCUCAUUUGUACUGCCUGGCUUUGCUGAGCAAAAAAUUGCCACCGUGCGCAAGUGA
This is a messenger RNA of Plasmopara halstedii, 879 nucleotides long. Its product is annotated as spermidine synthase. The coding region runs from base 1 to 879 and encodes 292 amino acids. Gene Ontology annotation, molecular function: spermidine synthase activity. Gene Ontology annotation, biological process: spermidine biosynthetic process. Lineage: Eukaryota; Oomycota; Peronosporomycetes; Peronosporales; Peronosporaceae. The record is from RefSeq and is a predicted model, not a curated record. Gene Ontology annotation, cellular component: cytosol. The transcript has a single exon.